Molecule: messenger RNA, 1266 nt
Organism: Alnus glutinosa
Lineage: Eukaryota; Viridiplantae; Streptophyta; Magnoliopsida; Fagales; Betulaceae
Product: rust resistance kinase Lr10-like
Exons: 2
Coding region: 24-1151 (375 amino acids)
Biological process (GO): protein phosphorylation
Molecular function (GO): ATP binding; protein kinase activity
Source: RefSeq, a predicted model, not a curated record
CUCCAAUCAGUUUACUAGCGUACAUGACCGUGGACUACGGACUAUUCCAAGCAGCAAAAAUAAUAUUGGGGACUCCAUUUGUGAUUGCCCUCUUGAUAUAUAAAUGGAAUAGGAGGCAUGUAUCCAUGUAUGAUGUUGAAGAAUUUCUACAAAGUCACAAUAACCGUAUGCCAAUAAGGUACUCUUAUUCCGAAAUUAGGAAGAUUACCAAAAGUUUCAAGGAGAAAUUGGGCGAAGGAGGUUAUGGCACUGUAUUUAAAGGAACACUUCAAAGUGGUCGUCUUGUGGCUAUAAAGAUGUUAGGUAAAUCCAAAGCUAACGAACAAGAUUUUAUAAGCGAAGUUGCAACCAUUGGAAGAAUUCACCAUGUUAAUGUAGUGCAACUCAUUGGUUUUUGCGUUGAAGGAUCGAAACGGGCUUUCGUAUAUGAGUUUAUGCCUAAUGGUUCCCUAAAUAAACACAUAUUUUUGCCAGAAGUAUGCACACUCCUAAGUUAUGAUCAAAUGUAUGAUAUAGCUCUAGGAGUGGCUCGUGGGAUUGAAUAUUUACAUCAAGGAUGUGACAUGCAAAUUUUACAUUUUGAUAUCAAACCUCACAACAUUCUUCUUGAUGAAAAUUUUACUCCUAAGGUUUCCGACUUUGGAGUAGCAAAAUUAUAUUCAGUAAAUGACAGCAUUGUUUCUUUGACUGCUGUUAGAGGGACAUUAGGAUACAUGGCUCCUGAGUUGUUCUACAAAAAUAUUGGAGGCGUCUCAUACAAAGUUGAUGUUUAUAGUUUUGGAAUGUUAUUGAUGGAAAUGGUUGGAAGAAGAAAGAAUAUAAAUGCAUUUGCAGAACACUCAAGCCAAAUAUACUUCCCUACUUGGGUUUAUGACCAAUGGCAAAAUGGAAACGACAAAGAAAUAUUGGAAGACGCCACGGAGGAGGAAAAGAAAAUAGGCAAUAAGAUGAUCAUUGUUGCAUUAUGGUGUAUACAAAUGAAGCCUAAUGACCGCCCCUCAAUGAAAAAAGUCGUUCAAAUGCUUGAAGGAGAUGUUGAAUGCUUACAAAUGCCUUCCAAGUCUUUCCUCUCAUCACUAGACCAAAUCGUAACAGGUGGUGGAGAAAAUUUGAAUCAAUCAAAUGAAUCAAGUCAAUCAUCUCAAUUUUAAAUACAAAUUAACUUAUAUAUGAGUAUUUUGAUUUAUUAUAUCCUUGUUCAAGGAGAAAAUUAGUUUUCUCAUAUAUAUUUAAUAGCACAAAGAUGCUUAACAUUUAUGUGUAAUA